UUGUUUCAACGUAGUUAAUCUCAGCCAAGACAUCUAGCUUGUUGGUUAGGUUUGCUGUUUAGGUUCUGUUGUACGUCUGUGGACUCGCUCCCCCCCAAAGCUCCGGAAAAUGGGCCCGUCCAGGUCGUGUGGCGCAUGCGCCUUCGAGGCCGCGAGCGGCUGGGACGGCGGAGCAGGGUCAGCUGUAGAGGGUGCGGGAGCUUUUGCCACCCGGAGGUGGCUCGACCCUGGCGCCCAGGCAGUCGACCUUCGUGUGAAGAAUCUUCGCACGAAUACUGCUUCAGCCCUCUCGGUGUGACAUCAAGUCGGGUUGCUCUGCUGUGCUCCGUCACCUUCUUCUAAAGAUGCAUCCUGACUUAUCUCCACACUUGCACACCGAAGAAUGCAACGUCUUGAUUAACUUACUUAAGGAAUGUCACAAAAAUCACAGCAUUCUGAAAUUUUUUGGUCAUUGCAAUGAUCUUGAUCGGGAGAUGAGAAAAUGCUUGAAGAAUGAGUACAUGGAAAAGAGGACCAAGAGCAGGGAGCAUGGCAACAUGAUGCGAAGGAAACUUUUUAAUCCUCCAGAGGACUCUGAAAAAUAAAUUACCUUUUCACUGGAUGCCUUGGCUAAGAGAAGACCUAAAGACUCUUGGUUGAUAACCUAAAGAAUCCCAUCCCAUUUGGCCUCCAGAAUCCUUUGAAUAAAUGGCAAGUGAGCCGGGAGGAAUGGUACUGUGGAGAACUAUGAAAUCCCUGGAUUCAGAAUGUUUGUUGGGUAGAGCCUUCAGUACUCUGACUCCUUUACCAACACACCUGACUUCUAACAGUUUCUUCCCUUUGCCUACAGCCAGUUAACCUUCAAGGAACAGAUCUCCCCCAAUAAAAUAAUCGACUUUAAUCAUAUUUUCUCCAUUCUCUUAGACUCUCCUGGGAUUAAGGCAAAAUGGUCCCAUUAGAUUUUCCUUUCUGACAACAUGGCAAUUCUGGAGCUUAAACAUUGAAGACACAGCCAGCGUAAAAAGAGUUUGAGAAAGUCCCUGCUGUGUUAACUAUAUAAAAACAGCUUUAUUGUUUUUUAAAGAGCUAUUGGCUAAAAUGUUAAGUGUUUGACAUUGAUAAAAUUAACAUUGGGUUAGGAUUUAAGUCCUGACAGACUUUGUUUCUUGUUUGGUUGGAUGUGCCCACCGCCCUGGGUGCCAGUUAACUACUGGGCAUUAACCUUAGGCCAGCAUGCCUCCUCUCUGCUUGGGUACAGGGCUCUUCUUCCCAGACUCAUUUUGGGCAGUGUUCUUUCUGCCUGGUGUUGCUGAGACCUGUGAGAGUCUGGAAGUCAGCACCUUCCAGCCACGUGACAUCAGGGGCUUGAUCUUGUCAGAUAAGGUGACAAUAGACCGUGAGCUGUGAGCUCCUUCCAGUGAAUUCUGUGUGUGCACGUAUGGUCAGCAUGAGGUCUUGUUGGUGUCAGUGUUUAACAAGUGAUUUCCUCAUCACAAGUGUUCAGGAGGCGGUGGGUACACAGGAUAACAGACAUUUGAUGAAGGGUUGGAGGAAAAAGCAGAAUUAAUUCUGAGCUCCCUUUCAAGGCUGAGAUUUAUGAAUAUUCAGUCCCCCCAACCCCUGUGUCAGGCAGUACAGGUACAGAAAUGAGACAUUUUGUCUUUAGAAGCUUGUAGUAAACUGACAAGGAAACUGACUAUUACUGUAGUAUAUAGUAAGUGCCAUGAUUAGGUAGGUGUCAUAGAAAAUAUAGAAAGGGCAUCCAUGCCCAGCUUUCAAGAAGAAGGAGCCAUUCUAAGAAAGCUACUUAGCGAAGGUGACCUUUGACAAAUGGAGUAAAAAUUGAACACGUUCUGGGGACCUUCAAGUCGUGUAGAAUGACUGGAAAACAAGAGCUGUUGGUGGAAGAUCAGAAAUGGCUGUGAAUUCUUUUGGGAUUUUUUUCUUCAAUGCUGUGGUGAGCAGUUGCAAAUUUUAAUAUGGUGAUUAGGGAUUUGUGGAGGGGGUCUUAGCUAGGAGGGUGAUAUGUUUCAUUUUGUAUUUUAGUAAGAGUUUUCUGGUUUUAGUUUGGGGUAUAAGCUGGAGAAGAAGGGAGUUUGCACCCAGGGAGAGCAAUUAGGUGUUGCCCUAAUUUAGGUGAUAAAUAAGGGCCUGAAUUAAGCGGCUUGGGGAUCAAGAGGAGUGACUAGAUUUGAGAGGAAUUUGAAUAUAAAAUCAGCAUGACUGGCUAGGCAUAGGGUUUAAGAAGAGCCUAAGAGGGCUCAGGCAUUUGAUUUGUGCCUGUGUGCCGAUGGUGCCCUGCCCUGAGCGCGAGGGGUACAGGAGAGGCGUGUGUGCAUGAUCUGGGUGGAGAUGGCGUGUAGGCUUCUGAGUGUUCAGAUCUGGAGCUUAUUAGAGUUGUCUGGGUUAGAACAGACUUGGGAGGCAGCAGCAUGCAGAUCAGAGCUAAUGCCCCCUGGCCAGCGUCGAUAGUGGAGCGUGAAAGUCAUUUUAUAGAGUAGAAUGAAACUUUGGAGUCAGUUUUAAAAAUUAUAUAGCUACUACAUUUUUAUGGGACAAAUAAUUUGUAAGUUUUAUAGAAUUAGGAUCCUUCUUUAUACCCAGUACCACUUGACUUCCCAGAAGUAUCUGUAUUGACAGUUGGGUGGGUCUUCUGUGCAUUUAUAUUAAUAUUUCAGGACAGGAGAGGGAGCCCCAUAUAUGGAGAAGGCAUAGAGAUAGCAGGCAAAUCAUAGAGAAUGGUGCCACAGAUUGCCAAGGGGAUUGCAGAGGAGGGAGUGUCACUGGAUCAGAGUAAGGGCUGAGUUGCCAGUUGAUUGGGUUCCUUUGUCAUCUGUGACCUUAGAGCCGUUUGGUGUGGUAAGGAAUGAGCUGGAGGAUAAACACAUUUGGUUCUGAAGGGAAGGACAGUGUAGCAUCGAGAAAAGGUUUUACAAAAUCAAAAGGAAAUGGUGGGUGACACUUGGGAAUAGGUAUAAGGUGAAAGAGUGCCAGAAGAGAGGGAGGGAUUAGUUUAUGGAGUGAAAUCUUUGCAGAUGCAGACCUGGAUCAGAUUUAGUGCCCAUGUUGACAGGGAUAAUGGUUUUUCUCCCCUAGAAAACAAAUUAGAAGGUGAAAACUUAAAGCACUAUAAGAAAUGCAAAGUAUUCUUUUCAGAGAACAAUGAAUGCCUAUUUGUGCAAGAUGCAAUGCUGUUUCUUCUGCAGAGAAUUAAGAACAAGGCUGUUUCUGCUCUCUCUGGACAAAAAUCUCAGAUAUACUAACAUGGUCACCAGUAACAUGCUGGUAAAUGUUGAAUAACUGGCCCUCAGAAAAAGGGCACUCAUUUGUAGCAUUUGCCAUUUUCUGUGGUGUAAAUACUCUUGCCUUGACAGACUUCAAGCUACCAAGCUGGUGUCACUCAAGGUGUAGUUGGGAAGAGGUGCACACAGUAGGCUCUCCUGAGCUGGUACCGGCUGACUCCAGCCUUCCUUGGCACACCACGCCAUGCAGAAGGAACUGCAAAGAAUCAUCAGGUCAAUUGAUUGCCCACUGAUUGUCGCCUUUCCCACCUCUAGCAUUUUGUCAGUUGAAAGUACCUGUAACCUAAAGCAGGACUAUUGUGACUUCUGUGACAGAGCAGCUGUAGUUGAGGACUCUUGGAGUUCAGAGUCUCCAGGGACGUGUCAUUUUGUAAAAGAGCAAAUAACCAUAUGCCAGAUGGAUUAGAAAGCCAACGAGACCUGCCUAUGCCGUGCUGGAUGGUUGGAUUUGUGCCCAAGGAGCUCAGAUGCCUUCAGCCUUCUUCUUUAUCACAUGAACUGUUGGGACCUUCAAAAAGGCAGGGGCUGUUUGUAAGUUGUUACCCAGCUGUAUGACUUCUGAGAGGACGCUCAGUCUGGAUUUCAAGUCUUAUUUUUAAAAUGCGGUCGUUAGACUAGUUUACUGUAUUGUUUACUACUGAGUCCUUAGUACCUCAGGCUUAAGCACUAAAUAAUCAGCAGGAAGUAACUUUGUUUUACAAUAAAAAACGCUGUGACUGAAGGCAGUGUGAGCUGGGU
This is a messenger RNA of Rhinolophus ferrumequinum (greater horseshoe bat), 4019 nucleotides long. RefSeq names its product C-X9-C motif containing 2 (gene CMC2). Bases 345 to 584 code for a protein of 79 amino acids. Lineage: Eukaryota; Metazoa; Chordata; Mammalia; Chiroptera; Rhinolophidae. Gene Ontology annotation, cellular component: mitochondrion. The transcript is spliced from 4 exons. The record is from RefSeq and is a predicted model, not a curated record.